AUGUCAGCUUCAGGCACAUCUAGCCCCAUCCCAUCCGGAUGCAAGGUAUUUUCAUCAUUCCCAGAUGCCCUGAUGGUUGGUGAAAUCGUUUUUGGUAGUCUGGUUUGGAUCCUUGUGGCUUCUACUGAUUUUCUACCUGAAGCUCAGGAAUUCCAAGGCUGGUUAAUGUUUGUCUCAGUCACCUGCCACGUUGUGACCACAUUGUUGCUGAUAAUUUACAUGUGUGGAGCUCAGAACCAUUCAUCAGUGUGGAUUACGUUGUUGGAUCUUGUUGUUUCGGUGUUUGCAUUCAUAGCCACCUUAUUUUACGCAGUGCACACGAUCGGCUCGAUGGUGAGAUGGAAACGAUCGUCCUGA
Mobula hypostoma (lesser devil ray) is the source of this 357-nucleotide messenger RNA. Its product is annotated as myelin and lymphocyte protein-like. NCBI's taxonomy places the organism in Eukaryota, Metazoa, Chordata, Chondrichthyes, Myliobatiformes, Myliobatidae. Gene Ontology annotation, molecular function: structural constituent of myelin sheath. Bases 1 to 357 code for a protein of 118 amino acids. Gene Ontology annotation, biological process: myelination. The record is from RefSeq and is a predicted model, not a curated record. The transcript is spliced from 3 exons. Gene Ontology annotation, cellular component: membrane.